AUGUCUUCAAAAUACAUAGUGGUGUUAGCGUGGGUUAUUUGUUUGUUGUGCGAAGUGGCUGUGACUGGUUGUGAAGUGGUUUUGGUCAAUCGAAAUGUUGCCGACAGCUUUCGUAUUGGGAAAUACGGUUGUACGAAUGAUACAAGUAUUUGUACGCAAAGUUCUGCAACAUGUCAGCCUGACAGUGGUCUGUGUUUAUGCGGAGAAUCUGGGCCGAAUUUUCGAAAUCCUGCUAUAGAAUCUAAAAAUGAGAAGGCGUAUGGUUGCAUAGGCAAUGAUAAUAUUCGCACUGGAUUUGGUGAGUUCUUACAAUCUUAGUUAACUUUGCAGCCGAACAUUUAAACUUGUUCAUAUUCUUCCUGUACCACGACUUAAUUAAUUGAAUUAUUAAAGUUUUCGUGGAGUUAAGUUUUUUGUUUUAAAUCUAUCUGACAUACGAUUCACAAUGUCGAUAAUAUUUAUACACAUGUAUUUAUAGCUAUGGUAAUACCAUCGUCUUUAAGGUUUUGGCAACUUCCCUGGAAUGCUUCGCAGGCUUAGAACCCAGUUACACUAAACUUCACGAUACCAGUUUCGCUUUUUACGACAUUCAGGAUUAAUGCCUAACCACAACCCAACAGUUUUCGCAUUUAUUUUGUCAUAUUAUCGCAACUUUUAUAUGUUAAUAUAUUCCUGAAAUGUAGUGGUGAACUUGAUGUCGUGACAAGCGAAUCCGGUAUCGUGUAAAGGUUUUAUAAUUGUAGACUUGAGCGAAACGUUUUUACGUGGGGGAGCGUAUAGUUAUUAUUCUUGCUUCAACUGAGAUUAGCGCCAAAAUACCCGAAGAAAUUUCACGAUUUUCCAUAGAGCGUUGACUGAUUCUUUACCUCCUGAUCAAUUUAGUGAAAUAUACCAAUCUGCAUCCUAACCAUAUAGUACCUAUAAGCAUGACUCGGCUACACCCUAACUCUUUUAGCCUCAUUCAUAUAAUACAAUGUAAUUUGGAAAAACACCUUGCAAAUCGUAUAGGUCUGGUACCAGAAUGAACGACACGAGUUAACAACCUGCUCAAAUAGUCGAUCCUAUUGUAUCUUUUAUUUAAAUAUAGGAUCCUUAGACUGUGAAUUAAAGCCUUUUCAACUUAUACCAUACAACCACGAAGAACCGGCCAAGCAAUUUAGAGACGACAACCAAAAUAUCAAAUUGCAAAAUUGUUCCCUGCUGAAAGCGCAGACAAAGUUUCCAGACAACGCUACAGAAAUGGAACCGCCAUGGUUGAAUCAAUCUUACGUUGAUUUGAAUGUCUCAAACAAAACAUUGUCUUUUAAGGUAUGAAAAUGUACUCUCAUAUUAUUUUUUAGCUUUGUUUAAAAUUAAUUUCUUUUUCCUUUUCUAGUGGAAAAAAUCAGUUCCAAAUCUGCAAGGCACAAUAAUUACGUUGCACCUGAACUGCCAGUUUCAAUCUGGGUCUUAUGGACAUUAUUGCCUACGAGCAAAGGUCCUUGGAUCAUGGGCAGCAGCAGGUAACAGAUUCGUUCAGUUAAAACGAGAUCCAUUUGUAUUUGAAUUCACUUUAUUCUUUAAUGAUCAUGUAAUAGUAGUCGUGUAUCAGCCGGCAAGGCAUUUUAAACAUUAUAUAUUCGAACAUUUGCACGGCUGCAGAAAAGAACAGAGAGCCUACGAUUCACGACGCGGGGAGAGUUAGAAAUGCUUGCAGGUAACUAGCGCGGUCCAAGCCGUGUCUUCUUACUAUGUUCCCUACGUUACGAAACACAACGCGCUAGCAUAAAACGUCUAUUUUGGCGGAAAAAUUAUGGUAAUCAAAGAUACUACUCCAUCAAAAAUAGAAAGUUAAGCACUUAAAUUCACGUUUUCAAUGUGAAAGUAUUCGACACUCACUUGAAAUUCGCAGCGUAGUGAUCACAACGUGAAAUUGACAAAAUUCAGUCGUAGAAUCGUCGACUACGCGUUGGAAUUACACAAGACACGUUGGCAGCGCUAAUUACCAAGCCUUUCUAACGCGUCUUCUCCAGCCGCGUCGUGAAUCGCAAACUCUCUAAUAUUAUAAUACUCUUCAUCUCUACGAUUAUCUUAUGCCGUUCUCUGUGAUUAUUAUUUCCCCUCAACCGCGUAUGAAAAGCAAGGUCCUAGUUUGACUGUAGUAAACCCAUUGGUUUACUCCGUAGAUACUCGGCGGGCACUUUUGAUUACCCUGAUGAAAACAUUAAACUGGAGUGAUGAAAUACUGUGUCGAGAAUGUAAUUUGUUCAAAAAUUUGCCAACAUUUUACACGGUUACACGGUGCUGUGAACUCUGCAAAAAGUUAAAUAAUAAAUUUUACACAUAGAUCCCACCAACCCAACUGCUGUAGCAACUGUAGGACCAAAUACAUCCUCGACUAAACAAACCACAUCAUACGUCAUCCCAACUGGUACUUCCAUGACAAAACCACCAACAUCAUCAGCUGGUUCCAAUCCUCCGAGUGAAGUAACGAGCAGCGAUGAUGAUUCAAGUGGAACAAUUAUUGCUAUAGCUGUAGUGGUACCUGUAGCACUGUUGACAGUCUUGGUUAUCUUUGUAUUGUUUUUCUGUAAACGCAAGAGAAGGUAUAGGAAAGGCUUUUGGAAAAUGAAGAAAUUUAUUACUUAAGGACCUGGGUAAACCCGGAAAAAUUGUUUCCAAGCCAUAUUUCCCAAAGAUGGACAAACCAGGAGACACUGUUUUCUAGCCAUGUUGCCCGAAAGUGGACAAACCAGGAAACAUUUCAUAGCCAUGUUUUUCCGCAAAUCCUGAAAAAACAGGAAACAUCAGUUAGAAACAUUUGCCUGUAAAGUAAAUUGAUUGCGAUAAAAUUGUCUACUUUAAACUUGAACAUGAAUAAAAUACCGGCUGUAACUAUUAUACAGAAUAUGUUACAGAAGUGUAACUGGAGAACAAAAUAAUGGCUGUAACUAGCUGUACCUUGUUCAUACAUCUUUCAUACUCAGAAAAUAUUGUGUGCGAAACAAAAAUCGCACUUAAAUUAGUUGGUAAACAAUUUUGCUUGUCUGAGAAGAAAUUUCAUGUCUGCAUAAAUGUUCUUUAUUUGAGGAUGGAUGGACAAACGAGGAACAUGACAUUUCCCCCACAAUAUUUUCACGUUUCCCAAUACCUCGACAUGAAACUCGCACCCAUAUGAAAAACAUUGCCAAAUCUCAUUUGCGGUUACUCGUUUUUAUUAUUAUUACUUUCAACAGCCAAAGAGGUCCAAGUCGUGAAAGUUCCUGGAAAAUGAACGGUAUGUACAGAUUUAGCAGUUUUUCAGUUGCUUUACAGUAUAAAAUUUUCAAAUCAAAUGUCUUAUUUUUGUUCAAGGAAAUAUAUCACCUUAUAAGUUUUGGUUUAAGUCCAUAUCUUAUUUUUUUAAAACUUCUAUUUUCAGGAGUCCCGGCUACGAAGCAGUUCAGAUACAUAGACAGUAAUCUACAUGGCCCAAAUACUUAUGUAAACGUGCAAGCCAGAGAAAUAAACGAGAUAUUUGAUGCUCAGUCAAACCUUGAUUAUGCAACGCCGGACCAAAAAAGGCGAGAAAGCGCUACGUCUCAACCAGACCCUGGAUAUGAAACCCCUGAUGUGAUACGCAGAGAAGUCAAUGGUGCUGCUUUAAACUCCGGUAAUGCAACGCCAAAUAGCCAGCGAGUUUUCGUAGAAGCCAACCCUUGUUAUGCUGCAACGCCUGUUGUCAAAAACACAGAAAUAACUGGCACUUCUUCCAAACUACAGGCCGGAUAUGAAACCCUUGAUAUGAAAAGAAAAGAAGUCAAUGCCAUUAGUUCAGAGCUCGAGCCUGGUUAUUCAACACCUGAUGCCGGAAAUGAAGAUAAUGCUGAUUAUUCAACUCCUGACAUAACGAGAGUUGAAGUUAACGGAGAACUGUAUGCGCUUCCGGAUAAAAAGAAAUACUCCGAAG
Molecule: messenger RNA, 3928 nt
Organism: Paramuricea clavata
Lineage: Eukaryota; Metazoa; Cnidaria; Anthozoa; Malacalcyonacea; Plexauridae
Source: the annotation of a GenBank genome assembly